AUGGCGCCGCUGGUCGCCGGCGUCGUGCGUCUCGCCGCGGCCUCCCGCGUGUUAGUCCUCUCCCUCUACCUGCUCGCCCGCCUCCUCUUCCGCCCCUACGACACCUCCGCCACUCUCAACCCACCCUGCCUCUCCUCUACCCCCUUGUCCCCGGAUCCCAACACGCCCGUCUCCACCGCUAUCUCGUCGCUGGCAGUGUGGGACGGCGUCCACUUCGCCCGCCCCGCGGAGUGCGGCUACGAGUACGAGCAGUCCUUCGCCUUCCUCCCGCUCCUCCCCGCCUCCCUCGCGCUCCUCGCACGAUCGCUGUUUGCGCCGCUAGUGCCGAUACUAGGGUACAGGGCCGUUCUCGUGCUCUCCGGCUAUGUCCUCAACAACGUCGCAUUCGUUGCUGCCGCGGCCUACUUCUACAGAUUGUCUGUGCUAAUUUUGAAGGACCAGAAAGCAGCAUACCGAGCAUCUGUUCUGUUUUGUUUCAACCCUGCUUCUGUGUUCUUCUCAUCAUUGUAUUCAGAAAGUCUGUAUGCACUUUUUUCUCUUGGAGGCAUGUUCUACCUGUUUUCGGGUGCUAAUACUGUUGCAGUGAUAAUGCUCGCUCUGUCUGGUUCAGCUAGGUCCAAUGGAGCACUUAAUGCUGGUUAUUUCUGUUUUCAGGCCUUGCUACAAGCAUAUGAUGCCACUGCCCAAAAGAAAAGGCCCUUGUUGGCGAUGCAGACCCUUGUGAUUGGAGCUUUGCGCUCCAUUUUCAUAUUUGUACCUUUCUUUGCUUUCCAAGCAUAUGGAUAUUUGAACAUAUGCGUACAUGGGAGUUCGGAGGAAUUGAGGCCGUGGUGCAAAGCAAAAGUUCCCCUGUUGUAUGGAUUCAUUCAGAGCCACUACUGGGGAGUUGGUUUCUUGAGGUACUUCCAAGUGAAGCAGCUACCGAACUUUCUCUUGGCUUCACCAGUGCUUUCUCUUGCGGUUUAUUCUAUUGUCCAUUACUCAAAAUUGCUUCACCGACUUUUCCAAACAAGUAGCAUCCACAAGCAGAUUAUCACUGCUCUCGAGGAAAGGUCAGUUGUGUCAUAUAGAAGAUCCAAUGAUGUGACAAUUUUGAGUGAACUUUCUGCUGGCCUCACUAAGACAGCACAAGGAAACUCUACGGUUAAACAGAGAAAAUCAGUUGCUACCGAGACAGCUUCUGCAACGUUCCAUGAUGCCAUGUCACCUAACCAAAAUAUGGAAGAGAAUCAGGAUGCGUGCUCCAUACUACUACUUCCAUUCGUUCUGCAUCUGGUCUUCAUGACAUUCACAGCCUUCUUUGUGAUGCAUGUCCAGGUUGUCUGCUCUUCUCCAACUUCUACCCUUUCACGUAAGAACGGUGGGGGACCCCAGAUGCGUUAUCCAAUAGUGGAUUAUCUCAACUACUUGGACCUGAAGGUUUACCUAGUUGGCGAGGUGGCACUCGAUGGCCAAUCGAUUCAUCUAAUUCGUUUAUCUGACCACCCUACGCAAAAAGAGCAGUGCCGGUCGUUAUCGAGCGCUGGACAGGUGGAAUUAGUGAUCAAUUCACAGUUGAGAUACAUCACAAUGGUUUCUUUGUUGGUCAUGGAAUCCACAGUUAAGGGUGUGGUGGUUACUUUCUGGAAAGGAUUUCCCAGAUGGCCUCAGGCGAUAGUUUUAGAUAAAGACACUUUAGUGAUGGCUUCAGUUGUGGACAGGGUGAAGACACUUGUGGUGUAUUUUGAUCAUGAGGCCAUUACAUCAGGCUUAGAUUGGGAUGAUGUAGUUGCAAACCCUGUUGCAUCCUUACCUAGAGUGAUUAGCCCUUCCAAGAGUCAGAGCAGGCAGAGGAACAAUGAGGCAGCAUAUGAUGAAGGCCCUGAAGAUUCACAGGACAACUCAAGUGAUGAUAGCGAUUUUCAUGAUAGUGAUUAUGACUUAGAGGAUGAUGAUGACCUUUUUGUUGACAAUGUUGAUGAACAUGUGACAGAUGAAGGUGUUGCCAAAGGGAAGAAAAUAGCUAAGGGAACCAAGAGGGCAGCAGGAAGGUCCAGUAUUGGAACAACAUUAGUUGCUCAUGAUGAUCAAGAAGAUGAGGACUCAACUGAUGAUGAUGGGCUACAAUUAGCUGAGUCUGAUGGUGAAGGUGAACCAGCAUUCAAGUUCAAGUCUUUCAAACCAAAGGACAUGGCCAACCUAGUGUUUAAGACUUAUAUUGGGAAACAUAGUUGCGAGAAGCAAUGGGUCUUGAAGAGUUGCACAACUACUUGGCUUGUUGAGAAAUACAUUGAGACAUUCAAAGCAGACCAAAAUAUGUCUCUGUCCAACUUUGCUAGGACAGUGCAGAAGAAGUGGAAUCUGAAACCAUCAAGGACCAAGCUUGCUAGAGCUAGAAGGUUGGCUAUGAAGAUGGUGAUGGGAGAUGAAGAGGAACAGUACAACAUGCUUUGGGAUUAUGCACAUGAGUUGAGGAAGACCAAUCCUAACAACACAUUAUACCUUAACCUAGAUGGCAACAUUUUCAAGUCAUUGUAUGUGUCUCUGGCUGCUUGCAAAAGGGGAUUUCUUGGUGGAUGA
Miscanthus lutarioriparius is the source of this 2559-nucleotide messenger RNA. The record is from the annotation of a GenBank genome assembly. NCBI's taxonomy places the organism in Eukaryota, Viridiplantae, Streptophyta, Magnoliopsida, Poales, Poaceae.